This is a messenger RNA of Penicillium waksmanii, 1212 nucleotides long. RefSeq names its product bZIP transcription factor. NCBI's taxonomy places the organism in Eukaryota, Fungi, Ascomycota, Eurotiomycetes, Eurotiales, Aspergillaceae. Gene Ontology annotation, molecular function: DNA-binding transcription factor activity. The coding region runs from base 1 to 1212 and encodes 403 amino acids. Gene Ontology annotation, biological process: regulation of DNA-templated transcription. The transcript has 3 exons. The record is from RefSeq and is a predicted model, not a curated record.
AUGGCCGAGGCCAAAAUUGAAUCACCUACUGCUCCUGCGCCGCGCAAACGGGGCCGUCCCCGAACAGUUACCGACGAACAAGAAAUCCCAGAGAGACGUCGCAAACAACUACGUGUCGCACAGCAAGCAUAUCGCAAGCGGAAAGAGAACACAAUUACCAAUUUGCAGACCCGCGUGCAAGAGCUCGAAUCUGGGAUCGAGGAUCUCAGCCAGUCCUUUUUAUCAUUCAGUAAUCUGCUUCUCGAAGCCAAAAUACUCCAAACAAAUCCAGAUAUCACUUCCGCCUUGCAGAAAAUUACCCAGCAAUGCGUUGCGCUCGCGAAACAAGGAUGCGAUGGUGAACCCGAAGAGAAAGCAGCCGUCGAUAUUGUCGACACGGUGGUGAAAGUCAACCGCAGCAAGCACAGUAAGCCGGAAAUAAACCUGGAUUUCGAUACGGAAAUAGUACAAGCGAAUAGUAUUUCGUUUCCCGAAGAUCCAUUUCAACCUUCAUUAGCCACAUUGGCUCAUUGGACACAAUUACCGCCUACGCCUCCUCACCAAGACCAAUCUAUUCUCCCCUUCGGAAUCGUCUACUCCCCGCCUCCUCUUUCCUUUUCGAAUCUAAACCAGUCAUUACCGAGUCCCCCGAUAACGCUAUCUCCGAAUAGUCUUACACAGCAAGGGCGAUGGAAUCUCUCCCAGCGACUUGUGCGACAAUGUUGCCAAAAUGGUUAUUGGUUAUUGACCAACGACCCCUAUGAUGAAGCAAAAAUCGAAGAGAUCUUCAGAGCCCCAUUAUCAACAAAUGAACGCAAUCGGAUGAUCUCGUCAUUCUAUAAUACCAUGCACGAUGAGGUUGGAGAGCUGAUCGAACGCAAGGCAAGGGUACUCAACCCCGUAUACAAUGUGAGGGAAACCCUCUCGCCAGAGCAGCUCGCACGCACAUCACGAGCAUGGAAAUUUAUCACCGAGUCGGGAGCUGGGGAGUAUAUGGAUGCUAGUGGAGUGCAAAGGUAUCUGGAGCGGAAAGGGGUCCAGAUCUCAGAUAGUGAUUCUGCAAGUGGAUACUCCAGUCCAUCCAUCGAUUAUAUGACAGAAAUUAAUGCGACAUUGUUCAUACGAUAUCUUUCACUCCGAUGUAUUUGUGUUGGUGCUGGGCCAGCAUUCAAACGGAAGGACGUCGAAAAGGCCUUGUACAUGUCGAGCCCGCAUAAUCAGUGGCAAAUUUGA